GAAUAUCAUACUUUCAUCAAGUCUACAACUUUGAUGUCGAGACUCCCGCCCACAAUAUGUUAGAGGUAUAAUCUUAUCGAACAUUCGACAUUGGGGGCAGCUACAAUAUGAUACCUGCUUGUUUACCAUCUUCCAGCUUUUGAAUCCCGGCUCGUAUCCAUCGACUUUCUAACCCAGCUCUAUCAGAAUGUCUACCGAUAGCCAUCUUUCUAUAUCAAACAUCAAGUUAAUGAGCAAUCCCCAUUCAUUUCCCCUGUCAUCUAUGCGCGCUGGGACAAGAAAAACUGAAACUCAAAACAAUGAUGACAAUGAAACUGGGCGGCUGGCGGUCACGUCUACAACCAUCUCUUAUUCACCGCAGCCUGACAAUAUCAGUAGACCAGAAUUUGCUAUACGAAUAGCAAACUCAAACCACGGUAACGUUGAAGGAAGCUUGGAAGAGGAUGAUGAUGAUGAUGAGCCCCCACAAUCUAUUAUACAUGUACCUCCUGGCUUCAAUGACUUCGUGGGUGUUCCUGCAUAUACGUUUUGACACCCAUGCAGAGUGCCUUGCUAAAACUUACCAAACGUAGAGUAUAUACACACAACAGUCAUCUAGUGGCAUAACUACACUUCAAUCAGAUGCUUUCGCUGAUUUCGAGAGGGAAAGACACCACGCGCCUCCAACUAUUUCCGAAGAAACAGAAAAGAAAUCUUCUAACCAUCCAUUAUCGCCGCCAUCGCUGGCUACUGCGAUUGAACCUACGAGAGAUUGGUCUGAGCGAGCGACUCCUCGAGCGCAGACAAUGCGAGACUUUGAUGAUGAGAUCGACGAAAUAUCGCACUCAAGCAAUCGUAAGGAUUAGUGUAGAUAUACCAGAAGGGACUGGCCCAGAGAAGGCCAGCCGGCAAGUGGGUGAGACAGGCACAUUCAACUUAACCAUAGAGAACUUCUCCGAUGGAGAAGCUGAACUGAAGACAUUGAAGAUCGCCUUGGCUGAAUGUUGGUCCCUUUGCAAUACUUUAGCCAGUUUAAGCUAUAUUAACCGGCAGCGGUCCAAUAUCGGCGCUGGCAUGCAAGAAGAGGCCUGGAAAUCAUGCUGGCAGCUGUGCCAGGAACUUUACAGUUGCCAGAACGAAAACUACACCUACCAAAUCAGCCCUACACUUGAUCUCUGCCGAAACUUUUGUCAAACACUGUUUGACAGUCGAGUUCACGAGAAUGAACUGACGGAUUCGGUUUUUCGCGUCAGCUUUGAACUUAACAAUCAUCUAUAUAACACGCACGAUCGAGAUUUGCCCGACGCCUUUAGGGAGAGGACAUUAGAUUUUUAUAUUACGCUGUGUCAUCGUCUCAUGAAGCAAAGAGCUCUAGUGACAGAAAUGGACUCUUUAUUAAGCGCAUGCUGGUCACUAGCGGAGAUGUUGUUCAGCAUACGCCAGAGUAAGAAAGAGGGAGGUCGUUUGAGCGAGGUAUUACUCGGCUCUGCUGUUCAGGCUUGCUGGGAGCUUUGCGAUAUAUUUCGGGAAGGAUGGACGCAACGGAGCCUUCGCGAUUCUGAUCGUGGAACGCCGCGGCCGAGCCAAGCGAUAUUUUAUCAGAUUGAGCAGCAGACCAGCCAACCCAGUCACAGCCUCAGAGGCGAGUUGUCUGGACCACAUCGACAUCCUGAAACGCCAACAACUAUCUUUGAGGACGCAACCACCAUUUCUCCCGACGAAGGACCUAUUCCAGACAUCUUCGUUUUAGGUCGGAGAUCGUCAGCCCACAACUCCUAUGUUAAAUUGUCGUCCAAUUCGUCUAGUAACUCGAUACAAACUCACUCUUCUGAACAGACAUCUUCGACCAACACGGUCACGAUUCCGACUAAUGAUCCAAAUUUCUCAAGUCUCAGGAUCUUAAUAACGAAGGCCGCAGUGAAUAGCGGUUACCAACGCAACGGAACACAGAGUCUAUCAUCCUUUGUUAAAUCUCUUUCAUCGGACGCAUUCGGCUCGUUGCCCUGGCAAAUGUCCCUUCUUGAAAAUUACAAAAGAUUCGUUGGAAUUGACCCAGUGUUCCAAAAUGCUGGCCCGCAGGCCCAGGCGAGUGCAGUGGAUAUAUCAAGGGCUGUCCAAGAAAUGAUGCAACGUGGAAAGUUACCUUGGCUACGCGACCUUUAUCGCCUUGUGUUUGGGUAUCAUGUAGAAGAAGCAAUAAACUGGGGGAGCCCAGUGCUUCAAACGUAAUACUGAUCCACCAUCUUACAUUAUUCCAUCUUCCUCCUCGACCUCUACCUUUGCUAGCAAACAGUAAGCCUGGUUCAGUAACGAUGUGAUAUGAAAAGGAAAGAAUUUGGGGGUGGGGUAGGAGGCGAGUACAGAUAACUGCUUUUGUCUAACUGGGCUAGCUCGUUAUACUACCCUGGUGGAGAAGAUCGAGAUAGUAAGUGUGGCAUGGGUAGGAUUGCAAUUUAUAUAGAACACUCUGAGCAAGCAGUAAAGAUCC
Molecule: messenger RNA, 2467 nt
Organism: Aspergillus caelatus
Lineage: Eukaryota; Fungi; Ascomycota; Eurotiomycetes; Eurotiales; Aspergillaceae
Exons: 5
Coding region: 622-2208 (528 amino acids)
Source: RefSeq, a predicted model, not a curated record